UAAUGUCAAUCAAACAAUAUUUACACCAGAAGGAACCAAGGCACGCUUUGUGUAUAACAUAACAGACGGCAUAUUCCGUAUGGCAAAGACAUCAGGGUCUACUAUAGGAUAUCUUGUUUAUCUACGUAUAGCCAAUGCUAAUAUUACGUUAAGCCUUUCAGACAGUUUCUUUUUUAAUGAUGCUUGGGAAAACAAAACAAAUAUAAGCAUUUCAUUUCACUCUGAUAACCAACCCUAUUUGAGAAUAGAUUUGGACAACGUCAGUAUGGAAGACAAUGGGACGUAUUAUAUGUAUAGCCGUGCUUACGUUUGUGUUAUCCUUUAUGUAAUGCAAAUAAAAGCUAAACCAAGCUUAAAUAGAGAAGAGAAUGACUCGGUCUAUGUGUUUGCACAUCCGCAAUCUUCACUGAUAAAGCGGCCGUUAACGAACGCAACUUUGGUCUGGUUAUUAGAUGGUAAAUCUGUCAAUCAAUCUGCCAGGUUUAUACAACAAGAUGGUCUUAUUUGGAUACCAAGGAUUAGAAGAGGCCUCAAUGGAAGGAAUGUAACUUACCGCGCUAUACAGGAUGACGGGAGAAUCACCGAUGUAAAUGCCACAGUAACUGUUAGAUACGGACCAAGCCAUCCUCUGACGCUGGUACCAAGAAAGACACACUACUAUAUGGUCAGUGGAGAUAUCAUGCCUGAUAUAACAUGUACAUCUGAAUGUAAUCCAUCAUGUAACAUUUCCUGGGGAGAACACAGCGAGAGAGAGACACUCAGUCUUGGAACUGUUACGAAGGAAGAUUCUGGAGAGUACACAUGUACUGCUAGUAGAAUUGGUGGCCAGACCAUACAGCAGACUGUCAGUAUUUCUAUUGCUGAUCGACCACUUCAAUCCCUCGCGUUGUCACCAAGAAAGACACACUAUAAUUUGGGUAGUGGAGACGCUAUGCCUGAUAUAACAUGUACAUCUGAAUGUAAUCCACCAUGCAUCAUAUCCUGGGGAGAACAUAGCAAAGACAACAUUCUUAGUCUAGGAGACGUUACGACAGAAGAUACAGGGGAAUACACGUGCACAGCAAGAAGAUUGGAUGGUCGGAGUGUUGAACAAACUGUCAGCGUUUACGUUUCUGACAACUCAAAUUUUACCAUAGCGAUUAUAUGUUUAGCGACAGUUCAAUCACUUACUAUCAUUGCGCUUGGGUUGUGUACAUUUUUCAUUUACAAAAGGAAAGUUCCGUUUGGUUGUAAGCAACUUUCAGAGUUCGUUUCCAAGAAUAAAACAGACACAACAGUCACCUUUUCUCAAUCGAGCGUGCAUGGAUCUGAAAAUAGAAUGUAUGAGGACUUGAAACAUGGAACAAGAAACAAUGUUUACGGCGAAGUUAAUUUGUCUAUCAUAGGAGAUGAUGCUACAGCAAGUACAUAUGAAAACAUGAGCAUUCCGGAAAGAAACAAAGCUGCAGCCGAAAAUUAAAAUAUUCCACUCGUUUGUCAUAUGAACACAUGCAUAACUAAAUAGUAUUUACAUGCGGUAAAAACAGACAUUUUCUCAAAGACUAAUUUUCAAAAGUUCAAAAGCGCUUAUACAAGAAUUAGACAUCGUUUAAAAGUUUAUUUGUGCAAAGACAUUCAAAUUUACAAGUAUAUCAGGCUCUUUUAGAAGGAUAUUUUGUACUCAAUAAUUUUCUGGAAUUUUCUAAGACAACAAGGUGUACUGUGAAUUAUCAUUGAAAAAUUGCAAAUGCAAAAAGAAAUAAAAGGUUCUUACUUGAUUUAGGGAACGCAAAAAGGUAACAAGAAAGAAAAACAGAUAAACGGCGCAGCUGUUCAAUGAAAUAUUUAAAAUCGAUUGAAAAUUAGUCUACAAGCAACUGUUUUGAAUGAAACUGAACAAAAUAGUAUUUGCUUUGUAAAUGUGUUGUUAGUGAAUCAUAAGAUGACUUAUUUAUCCGGUAUUUUUGUCUGAGUGUUGUAAAAAUAUGAAGAGUGUUUUGCUUUUUUCUUUUUUUU
Messenger RNA from Ruditapes philippinarum (Manila clam), 1995 nucleotides. Its product is annotated as hemicentin-2-like. The record is from RefSeq and is a predicted model, not a curated record. Bases 80 to 1459 code for a protein of 459 amino acids. The transcript has 8 exons. NCBI's taxonomy places the organism in Eukaryota, Metazoa, Mollusca, Bivalvia, Venerida, Veneridae.